Messenger RNA from Cimex lectularius (bed bug), 2429 nucleotides. RefSeq names its product peroxisomal N(1)-acetyl-spermine/spermidine oxidase. Lineage: Eukaryota; Metazoa; Arthropoda; Insecta; Hemiptera; Cimicidae. The record is from RefSeq and is a predicted model, not a curated record. Bases 124 to 1752 code for a protein of 542 amino acids. Gene Ontology annotation, molecular function: polyamine oxidase activity. The transcript is spliced from 6 exons.
GGAGACAGGAGGUUCUGUUCACUGUUGAUCAGCUGUUCCGAGUGCCGACUGCCGAUAUAUCUCGAGAUUGGAAAGGAGCGACCGGCGGCUCUCUUUCUCCUCGGGUAUGGGAAGAAGAUCGGGAUGGCGACGGAAGAAGACGCCCCCACGCCUCCGCCCCCGACAUCGCCCGUCAAAUCGGACGUGAUCAUCAUCGGCGCCGGGAUGGCCGGAUUGGCCGCGGCAAGCCUUCUCGCCAAAAACGGAUCCUUGGAUUUCCUGAUCCUCGAAGCGAAGGACAGAAUCGGCGGGAGGAUAGCCGCCACCGAUACAGAUGGUUGUAAAUUGGAGUUGGGUGCAAAUUGGAUCCACGGGGUUCUUGGUAACCCUAUGUACGAAAUGGCAGUGGUGAACAAUUUAGUUGACAUUGUACAUAUUCCUAAACCACAUAAGGUGGUUGCUGCAACAGAAAAUGGCAAACAAGUGCCUUUCGUCAUUUUACAAGAAAUAUAUGAAGCAUAUAUGUGCUUCCUACAUAGAUGUGAAGAAUACUUUUUGUGUCAGUACCUUCCACCGCAGGGUAUCGAUAGUGUUGGAGAACAUAUAGAACUUGAAAUCGCUUUGUAUUUGGACAAAAUUGAAGAUCAAGAGCAGAAAAAAUUGCGCAGACUCAUAUUUGACUGUUUGCUCAAAAGGGAAACAUGUAUCUGCGGAUGUGAUAAAAUGACAGAGAUCGAUCUCCUUGAACUAGGUAGCUACACGGAACUCCAAGGGGGCAACAUAACGCUCCCGUCAGGGUACAGCAGCAUCUUAGAUCCAGCUUCGAAGGACAUUCCUCCAGAUAAGAUUUUGAAAGGGCAUGUUGUAAAUUGUAUAAAGUGGCCUGGGGCCGAAUGGAAGUACGAUGAAAGUGGCGAUACUUCGGAAGAUUCUGAAAAAACGGUUAUUGAAGAAGGUGCCGGAAGAACUGCACCACCAUCAGAGCCUUGUAAUAAAAGUGUUCCACAGGUUCCACAGACAAUUGAUGUGUUGUGCGAAAACGGUAAAACGUUUACAACCAAUCAUGUUAUUUGCACUAUACCCCUUGGCGUCCUUAAAGAAAGAGUGAAUACCCUCUUCUCGCCACCCUUACCUCAACAUAAACUUGAAGCAAUUGAUAAACUUCUAUUCGGUACCGUUAAUAAAAUUUUCUUAAUCUAUGAGAGGCCUUUUUUACACCCUGAUAUUUCAGAGGUCAUGUUGUUAUGGAGCAACGAACAAAUAUCCAAAGAGGAAAUGUCAAAAAACUGGCAUAAAAAGAUAAAUUCUUUUUCAAAAGUAGCUGAUACUGUAUUACUUGGCUGGAUAUCCGGCCAGGAGGCUGAAUACAUGGAGACACUGCCAGAAAGUGAGGUGGCUGAUAGAUGUACAGAAAUAUUGCGUAAAUUCCUUAAUGACCCUUUCGUACCAAGACCAAAAAGUUGCACUUGUUCUAAAUGGAAGAGUGAGCCGUUUACAAAGGGAUCUUACACAGCUAUGGCAGUCGGAGCAAGUCAGUGUGAUAUAGAAAACUUGGCUCAACCUCUUUAUUCCAGUAGUAGAGAUCACAAACCCAAAAUUCUUUUUGCUGGAGAACACACACACAGUAGUUUCUAUUCGACUGUACAUGGUGCUUAUUUAUCCGGAAGAGCAUGUGCCCAGAUGCUUAUGGAGACGCAACCGGCGAUUACAGUCUGUGACACUGAUUUGUCUUCCUGGAUCCGAGGCAUUUCACUCGACGAUUAUUCAGUUUAGGGUAUACUUCCAUGUUAAACUGCGAUUCCAUGUUGGAUUAAGUUCAAAAUAAUACAUACUAUUUUAAGUAAUUUAUUUUUUUAAGAUUAAAAAUAUUUUAUUUAGUUUACUUUUGAAAGCACAACUGUUUAUAGAUUUUUUUUACAAAAGUCGUUCUAGUGAUUUAAUUUGUUUUUACAACAAAUUUAAAGCUGUAGGACGGAAUUCUACUGUCUACGGGCAUUACAAUGUUUUAUUCAAAGUAUGAAGUCAGUUUAUAUAAUUUUUUGUUACGAUCCUGUAUAAAGAGUGCUAAUUGUAAAUUAACAAUUGUAAUAAAUGUAAUUGUAAUAUAACGCGGUGUUGGCGAAAUCAUAUCCAAUCUGGUAAACAAGAGUUUUAUGAAAUCAAACACUUUUUUUUUUUUUUCUAAGAUCUGAUAGAUGCUAGUUUGUAGCGUGAACUAGUCUUUGUGAACACUCUUGGCUACCGUAUUUACAUAGUCUUGUAUAAAGCUUUUACAUAAACUAGUCAUGUAUGAAAGAAAAAAAGUGUAUGUACAUACAUUUUUACAUAAUAUAUGAAGUUAAAAUAUGAAGGAAUUUGUGUUUCCUAUUCUACUCAAUGGUUUGUUCUACCUAGAAAAAGACAUAUUUGUUGGUAUUUUUUGUUAUAUGUUAAUUAAAACUUAUUCUAGA